AUGAAGAAGAGGAAGACCAAUGUUGAUGGUGAAAGUUCAAAGAGAACUGAACUAGAAGAAAUUUUGGAAAAUCUUCCUUCAGACCCUGCACGUCAAAAGCGCAUCUUGGAUUAUGAUCCAAAUAUUCGUGAUCAAGCUCUUAUGAAUCAGAAACAUCAUUUGGAGUCAGCUAUUAGUCGUCAAGUUGAAGCCUCUAAGCAGAACUAUUACACUCAUUUGAAUGCUUCAAUUGAUUGUGUUCCUUUCUUGUUGCGUGUGAAGGCUGUCGCCUUUGAUAAUACUCCUGGAAAUGUACAAUUGAAAUCACCUGCUAUACAAAAAGAUAUUUUAAAUACAACUGUUGUGGAAACUCUUAAUGCAAUCAUGUUUGACAUGAGUAAUGCACCAUUUUCUAUUUUGGUUGAUGAAGCUCGGGAUAGUUCAGUAAAAGAGCAGAUAAAUGGGUUGAGCAUAUCCAAUCUGCGAGGACAGGGCUAUGAUGGGGCUAGUAAUAUGCAAGUGACAAAAGUGGUUAACCUUGUUGGAGGAUCAUGUAAACGCCGUGAUCUUCUUCGGGAGCAGCAACAAAAUGAACUCAUAGAUGCUCUUCAAAAUAAUGAGCUUCCAAGUGGAAGAGGAUUGAAUCAAGAAACUACUCUUAAACGUACAGGUGAUACACGUUGGGGAUCACAUUACGGUACCUUACUGAGCAUUAUCUCUAUGUUUUCUUCUACUGUUAAGGUGAUUGAAAUGAUUAGUGAAGAUGGGACAAAUGCUGAUCAAAGAGGGAAAUGCAAUCUGCUGAGAAAUGAUCAAGAUAUUGUCAAUGUUAUGGAUUUAGUGAAGGCAAGCAAGCAACAACUACAAAGAAUGAGGAAGGAAGAAUGGCUUGCACUUCGUCAUCUGGGUCUUUCUCAGAAUCUCAGAUGCUUCUUUGCUCUGUUUGGAGUUUCAUAUGGAGAGCAAGGUGUUGAAGAAGUUUAUGCCAAAGAGAAGCUGAUACUUGUUACAGGAAUGCUGAGGUUUAGCCAGCUAUGUAAAGAGUACUAA
Molecule: messenger RNA, 1029 nt
Organism: Argentina anserina (silverweed cinquefoil)
Lineage: Eukaryota; Viridiplantae; Streptophyta; Magnoliopsida; Rosales; Rosaceae
Exons: 8
Coding region: 1-1029 (342 amino acids)
Source: RefSeq, a predicted model, not a curated record